Messenger RNA from Helobdella robusta, 405 nucleotides. RefSeq lists its product as hypothetical. The transcript has a single exon. The record is from RefSeq and is a predicted model, not a curated record. The coding region runs from base 1 to 405 and encodes 134 amino acids. Lineage: Eukaryota; Metazoa; Annelida; Clitellata; Rhynchobdellida; Glossiphoniidae.
AUGGCAUCUCAUAUCAGUCACAUCAUCGCAAAAGGCUUUCAAACGUCUUACGCACUCAAAACAUUCCGCUCACGUGGUCUCAGAGGCAUCAAAAUAUGCGACAUCACUGAAUCACUCAUAACCUCAGGCAUCAAAUAUGCAGCUCCCUCCUGGUCUGGUUUUGCUACACAACAACAACUUCAGCAACUACAAUCUCUCCUCAAAAAACUAAUCCGCUUCAACUAUCUACCUGCAUCAUAUCCUAUCGUCACUCAAAUAUUCGAAACACUCGAUUCAAGACUGUUCAAGAAAGUAGAAAAUAACAACAACCACGUCAUCCAUCCUCGACUACCACCAAAUAAAACUACAACACACAACCUUCGUCAGCGCAAACAUAACCAUCAAGUCGCCACCCAUUCUACAUAG